AUGGGUGUAGGUCUUUUGGUUUCCGUUGAUCCAGAGGAGAUCUUAGGGUCGAGUCCCCAAGGUCUGACCCUCGACCAAGUCGCCUACUUUGGCAAAUGCUUGGUUGAAAUCACCCCCGAAAACCUCGCGUCGAACCUCGCUUUUCUCCGACAGAACUUUUCGAAGCUCGCCAUAUAUUUCGACGUGCGUAAAUUGAAAAGCUGGGACAGUGUUAUAGACGUCCUCAACAAUGGGGCUACUAAGAUCUUCGUCACCUUCGAGCAACUCAAGGUUCUGUCGCAAGAGCAGACCAUCUCUCCGGACCGCCUCGUCCUCACGAUCUCUCUUGUGAACCCGCAAACCGACCUGAACAAACUCAAAGCUUUCCUCGAAGGCAACCCCAAGUGGAAGACGACCGAGUGGGCGUUUGAUGGUGGGAAAGGAAACGAACACCUGGACGAAGUUUUGAAGGAUGUUGGCAAUUACCCUCCUAGCCAUGAUCAAACAAUAUAUGUGAGGGUAACGAGUGAGGUGGAAGGCACAAGUGUGCUCCACGAAUAUCCCGGCAAUGCCUUGAUUGUCUCGUCCAAGAUUUUGACGUUCAAUCCGGCCGGGAAGGAUGAGAAGCUCAUUCCCGCGGUCGAUUUGGUCCUUGCUGGAGCUACUCCGGACAGAAAGACAGGAUUGUAUGCGACUGUUGUUGUCGACGAGCGCGAUGUCGCGUUGGGUCUCGUUUGGAGCAGCAAGGAGAGUAUCGCAGAAGCGCUCAAGACCGGUAGUGGUGUCUACCAAAGUCGCAAGCGAGGUCUGUGGCACAAGGGAGCUUCUAGUGGCGACACCCAGGAACUCAUCAGCAUCGGCUUUGACUGCGAUAAAGACUGUUUGAUUUUCAGAGUCCACCAGAAGGGCCGAGGUUUCUGCCAUCUAGGUACAAUGUCAUGCUGGGGGAAAACAUCGGGUCUGUCGCGACUACAGAGAACUCUUCAAGAGAGGAAGGUGGACGCUCCAGCUGGUUCCUACACUGCUCGACUCUUCAACGAUCCUAAGUUGGUCAAUGCAAAGAUCAAAGAGGAGGCAGACGAACUAUGUGAGGCCACAACAAAAGAAGAAAUUGCCUCGGAAGCAGCGGACCUACUCUACUUUGCUCUGACUAGAUGCAUCGCCGCCGAUGUCACGUUGGAAGACAUUGAGAGAAACCUCGACCUCAAGAACUUGAAAGUCAAGCGAAGAAAGGGUGAUGCAAAACCACAGUAUGUCGAGGAGAAACCAGUUCAAGUUGAGUCAAAGGCCAACGGCUCCAACGGCGUCAAUGGCCAACAAGACGAAGAGAUGAAGGAAGCUGCUUCGGUACCAAAGUCACCCUCGGAUCCUGCUGGCAAGACAGAAUCGGGGCGAAUACAACUCAAGCGUUACUCUACCUCGCAGGCAUUCUCGGAUGAUGUUCUCAAGUCAGCUCUGCAGCGCCCUUCUCAAAAGUCAAAUGAGAAGAUCAUGUCUCUUGUCCAUCCGAUCAUUGCCGAUGUUCGGUCCAAUGGCGACGCAGCUGUUUUGAAAUACACCCAUAAGUUCGAAAAGGCCACAAGCCUCAAGUCUCCUGUCCUGAAGGCCCCGUUCCCUGAAUCGCUUAUGCAACUACCUGAGGAAACCAUCAAGGCCAUCAACACGUCGUAUGACAACAUCCUUAAAUUCCACUCGGCCCAGAAACCCACUUCAGAUCUUGUGGUCGAGACAAUGCCGGGUGUUACUUGUUCGCGAUUUUCUCGUCCGAUCGAAAAGGUCGGCCUCUACAUUCCCGGUGGUACGGCAGUGCUACCGUCUACGGCGCUGAUGCUGGGUGUCCCUGCUAUGGCUGCAGGGUGUAAGAAUAUUGUUCUUGCAUCCCCUCCACGAUCAGAUGGUACCAUCACUCCGGAAAUUGUAUAUAUUGCUCACAAGGUUGGGGCUGAAGCUAUUGUCCUUGCGGGUGGAGCACAGGCGGUAGCAGCAAUGGCAUACGGCACUGAAUCCAUUACCAAGGUCGACAAAAUCCUUGGCCCUGGAAAUCAAUUUGUUACUGCUGCAAAGAUGAUCGUCAGCAAUGAUACGUCGGCUGCCGUGUCAAUUGACAUGCCAGCGGGACCAUCAGAAGUUCUCGUGAUUGCGGACAAGACGGGAGACCCAGCCUUUGUUGCAAGCGACCUUUUGAGCCAGGCCGAGCACGGAACCGACAGCCAGGUUGUUCUUAUCGCCGUCGAUCUAAGUACAGACGAGCUUCAGGCCAUCGAGGACGAGGUGCACAAACAGGCACAUGAGCUUCCUCGCGUCGAAAUCGUACGAGGCGCAAUCGAGCAUAGUGUAACCAUUUCUGUUUCGGACUUGGAAGAAGCUCUCAAAUGGUCGAAUUACUAUGCACCCGAGCAUUUGAUCCUGCAAGUCGCCAACCCCCGCUCUGUUCUUCCGCUCGUUCAGAACGCGGGUUCCGUCUUCAUCGGUGGCUGGACACCGGAAUCUGUUGGUGACUACUCUGCAGGCGUGAAUCACAGCUUGCCCACGUAUGGGUAUGCUCGACAAUACAGCGGUGUCAACUUGGGAAGUUUCAUGAAGAACAUCACGAGCAGUGAAGUCAGCGAACAAGGCGUCGGCGAGGUUGGAUAUGCUGUUGUGGAACUUGCCAGAUGUGAAGGCCUUGAUGCACACAAACGUGCCAUGGAAUUGAGGAUGGAAAAGCUGGGGUUGCUGGUGAAGGCGCGGCCGUAG
Exophiala spinifera is the source of this 2715-nucleotide messenger RNA. Its product is annotated as histidinol dehydrogenase. Gene Ontology annotation, biological process: L-histidine biosynthetic process. Gene Ontology annotation, molecular function: histidinol dehydrogenase activity; NAD binding; phosphoribosyl-ATP diphosphatase activity. Bases 1 to 2715 code for a protein of 904 amino acids. The record is from RefSeq and is a predicted model, not a curated record. Lineage: Eukaryota; Fungi; Ascomycota; Eurotiomycetes; Chaetothyriales; Herpotrichiellaceae. Gene Ontology annotation, cellular component: cytoplasm. The transcript has a single exon.